AUGCCCAAAGACGUCACCUUUCAAAACAGAGGUGUGCAAAUCGCCGCCCAUCUCUAUCUUCCGAAUACCUUCCAGGAAGAUCGGAAAUACCCUGCACUCGUGGGGAUUCAUCCCGCGGGGGGCGUCAAAGAGCAAACCAUCGGUCUUUAUGCACAGCAGCUCGCCGCGCAUGAUUUUGUGGUCCUCGUUUAUGACUCUUCCUACCAAGGCGCUAGCGGGGGAGAGCCACGUCUCCUAGAGGACCCGACGACGAGGGUGGAGGACGCUCGUUGCGCGGCUGGUUUUCUCACCACCCAGUCCUUCGUCGAUACUGAGCGCAUGGGCGUCUUCGGUGUCUGUGCCGGUGGCGGGUAUGCGCUUGCUGUCGCCCAGACCGAACGCCGGUUCAAGGCCGUCGCCGGCGUCAGCGCGACACCAAUGGGCGAGGCGGCCAGAAGGUUCUUUGGAAACCCAAUCCCUCCUGCCGAGCAGAUCAAGUCCCUCGAAGCAGCUGCGGCGGCAAGAACGGCGACAGCCAAUGGGGCCGACCCUGUCUAUAUUCCUUUCGUUCCCGAGAGGCCAGAAGAUAUCAACGAUAGCACGCCCACUAUGCUCAGAGAUGGGUAUGACUAUUACAGGACGCCGCGGGGCCAGCACCCCAAUUCCAAGGGGCGCUUCCUAAUGACCAGUAUGGAUAAAAUGCUGGCCUUUUCGACCUUUCAACUGCUUCCGACCCUUUUUACACAACCCCUUCUUCUUAUUGCUGGCAAUGAGGCAGACACAAAGAUCUACAGUGAUGAAGCUUAUGCUCUCUGUGAGGGGCCGAAGGAAUUGUUUGUUGUGAAAGACGCAACACAUAUCGCUCUCUACGACAAACCAGAAUAUCUUCCUUCCGCUUCACAACAGUACAAUUCGAAUAAAGAAACAAUGGCGUCUACACGGCUUCGAGUCGAAACCCGCAUUAACCAUGGCAUUGCUCAAGACAUGGUAUUGUCUUUGAUUGUGGGUAGUCAGGCAGCUGCUCUCGUCGAUGUGCCUCCUCAAGCAAAAGAGCUUGUCCCAUGGAUCCGCUCCAACACCAAUGUGCCAUUGGUGGCAAUAUUUGCCACACAUUUCCAUCCCGAUCAUUAUUUCGCUGCUCACUUCAUCUUGGAGAGCUUUCCUAACGCCAACUUAUAUGCUACCGAGAAGACAGUGGCUUUGAUCAAUGACAUCAUCGAGGGCAAAACUGCAUUCUGGAAGUCGGCACUAGGCGACGAAAACAUUGCCAGCUCGCCAAAAAUCCCUAAGCCUUUUCCGUCAACCUUCCUUUCGCUUCCGGGGGACGACAUCGUCCAUCUUCUUGGGCCUGUCAACGGAGACAGCCCUGAGCAGACUAUGUUCUGGAUCCCUCCAUCAAAACAUUGA
Messenger RNA from Fusarium subglutinans, 1386 nucleotides. RefSeq lists its product as uncharacterized. Lineage: Eukaryota; Fungi; Ascomycota; Sordariomycetes; Hypocreales; Nectriaceae. Gene Ontology annotation, molecular function: hydrolase activity. The record is from RefSeq and is a predicted model, not a curated record. Bases 1 to 1386 code for a protein of 461 amino acids. The transcript is spliced from 3 exons.